GUCAUCUCUGCGCGCCUUCUGGCGGUGCGCCCACUUGGAGGCGCCGUGUGAUGACGUCACGGUCACUGACAGCGUGAGGCCGCGGCGCGGGCUGCUACUAUGGUGGCUGGCGGCGGGGUAAAGGUCUGAGUUGAUCUCCUGCUGAGCCCAGAGCGGCUCCCAGCGGUGCGAGGGGAGGCCCGGAAUUUGUAGCCAGGGUGGCGAGCGUGGCGUCUGCACUGCGGCGAGGCCGAGGUGCGGCAUGUCUAGACUGGGGGCUCUGGGCGGCUCCCGCGCCGGGCUGGGACUGUUGCUGGGCACCGCCGCCGGCCUUGGAGUCCUGUGCGUCCUUUACAGCCAGCGAUGGAGACGGACUCAGCGCCGUGGCCGGAACCAGAGCCUGCCCAACUCCCUGGACUACGCGGAGACAUCAGAGCCCGCGCGCCAGGUGAUGCAGUUUCGGGCUGUCCCAGGUGAGGCUGGAGAUGCUGCAGUGCUGCCAAGCCUUCCACAGGAAGGGCAGGAGAAGGUGCUGGACCGCCUGGACUUUGUGCUGACCAGUCUUGUGGCACUGAGGCGGGAGGUGGAGGAACUUAGGAUCAGCCUGCAGGGGCUUGCUGGGGAGAUCAUUGGGGAGGUCCGAUCCCACAUAGAAGAGAACCAGAGAGUGGCUCGGCGGCGCAGGUUCCCGUUUGCCCGGGAGAGGAGUGACUCCACUGGCUCCAGCUCUGUCUACUUCACUGCCUCCUCUGGAGCUGUGCUCACCGAUGCUGAGAGCGAAGGGGGUUAUACAACAGCCAAUGCUGAGUCUGACUACGAGCGGGACUCUGACAAGGACAGUGAGGACGGGGAAGACGAAGUGAGCUGUGAGACUGUAAAGAUGGGGAGAAAAGAUUCUCUGGACCUGGAGAUGGAGGCAGUGUCAGGUGCCCUGGAGGCUAAUGGUUCCUCACGCCCUGAGGAUGUGCUGCCCCUCCUGCAGCAGGCUGACGAGCUGCACCACGGCAGUAAGCAGGACAGGCAGGAGGGCUUUCAGCUGCUGCUCAACAACAAGCUGGCGUAUGGAAGCAGACAAGACUUUCUCUGGCGUCUGGCCCGGGCCUACAGUGACAUGUGUGAGCUCACUGAGGAGGUGAGCGACAAGAAGUCAUAUGCCCUAAGUGGGAAAGAAGAAGCAGAGGCUGCUCUGGAGAAGGGGGAUGAGAGUGCUGAAAGUCACCAGUGGUAUGCAGUGCUUUGUGGUCAGCUGGCUGAGCAUGAGGGCAUCCAGAGACGCAUCCAGAGUGGCUUUAGCUUUAAGGAACAUGUGGACAAAACCAUUGCCCUCCAGCCAGAAAACCCCAGAGCUCACUUUCUUCUUGGCAGGUGGUGCUACCAGGUCUCUCACUUGAGCUGGCUAGAAAAGAAAACUGCAACAGCCUUGUUUGAAAGCCCUCCUAGUGCGACUGUACAGGAUGCCCUGCAGAGUUUCUUAAAGGCUGAAGAACUACAGCCAGGAUUUUCCAAAGCAGGAAGAAUAUACAUUUCCAAGUGCUAUAGAGAAUUAGGGAAAAACUCUGAAGCCAGAAGGUGGAUGAAGUUGGCCUUAGAGCUGCCAGAUGUCACUAAUGAGGAUUCAGCUUUCCAGAAGGAUCUGGAAGAACUACAAGUAAUUCUGGGAGAAUGAUCACACUUCAAUGGCUUUGGUGACUUCCUUAGAUCCUAUUCAGACCAGAAAACCAAACAAGACUGGUUUAGGAAGUGUCCUGACCCUGUGGGCUGGGUGCUACCCACUUGCUCCCCAGUUAAUUUAUUCUAAUCUCUUAACUAAUCUAAACUUGGGGAAGUAUUGCAGCUUGGGUUUUAUAUUGUAAGUGAAUUCUUGAAAAAUCAAGACUUAAUGUAGCAUUUACCCUAGGGUUAAGUGUGGGUGCUGUCCAGAAGGCUGCUAGAGCUAAGUCUGCUGGUGCAAUAGAUGAAGGUCAGAGUGAGACAGGAACAAGUACAGAACUUGUCACUAAUCUUUUUCACCGAUUAAUGUUCAACAUCUACAGCCCUAAAAAUCACAGCUUCCCCAUCAUGUAUAUUCUACCUGUAUUCCUGGGUGGAGGGGCUAGACCACUUGACUUCCAGAGUUCUGGCAGUUUGGAAUGACAGCAAAGGGUUUAUGAUAAUGGGAAAUGAUCUGAAGAGGUGCCUGGAAUAUAUUUUGGUACACACUUGAAAUAAACCAAAGUUGAUUACAAGUGAUCAUAUCCUUCCUUUCAGUUAUUAUUUAUUCUUGUCUG
Molecule: messenger RNA, 2246 nt
Organism: Castor canadensis (American beaver)
Lineage: Eukaryota; Metazoa; Chordata; Mammalia; Rodentia; Castoridae
Gene: Rmdn3
Product: regulator of microtubule dynamics 3
Cellular component (GO): cytoplasm; mitochondrion; mitotic spindle pole
Molecular function (GO): microtubule binding
Source: RefSeq, a predicted model, not a curated record